AUGGAUGCUAUUUUAAACGAAAUCAAUUAGUAAUAGAGUAACAGGUACUAAAUGAUCUAUAAACGUUGUAGCAACUUUAUAAGUACUUGCGUGCUUGAUAUCGAUUCCUGGAAAAAGAACUACCCAGAAAAAAAUCACAAGCAUUACUUCAUAAACAAGAGUUUGCUAAUAAAAGUAUGUACACCAUUUCCAGGUUUAAAUUCAUAAAUAGGCAAGAAUAUCAAAAACACAGCUGAUAAAAAUCUAGUUGCAAAGAGUACAUUUGAAUUAGCCCAAGGUGCAGGGUUAAGUUACUAAAUAGCAAUUUUUAUGGGAUAGUCUUUCCAAAAGAAUUCAUUAAACUUCUAGAUGCAGGAGGCAUCUGCUGAGGAUGAUCUUUCAGUAUUCAUUAUUUAUGAUUAUAAUAUUUCUGUUUAAACAAAGGGAUUCUACUGA
Molecule: messenger RNA, 435 nt
Organism: Stylonychia lemnae
Lineage: Eukaryota; Ciliophora; Spirotrichea; Sporadotrichida; Oxytrichidae
Source: the annotation of a GenBank genome assembly